CAAAAUGUUACGUCCAAAUAUUUUAAUUGGACUAUGUAUUUUGUAUGGAACUGUUUUGACAGAGCAUACAGUGUCUCAUGGCGAAUUACAUCAUUAUAAUUCAUCCGUGACUGAUCAUGCUUCACGAGUUCGAAGAUUUGGUUUCACAGUAAUAGAUGAGAUACGUCGAAAUUUUUGUCACUCAUUUUGUACAUCUGCAGAUACUAUGCCAUAUUUAUUUAAUGUUUUGUGUGCUGCGAAAUGUCCUGAAUUGUAUUUACCGCAUCGUACGACAACAGAAAGUACAACAACAAAUACCACAUUAUCUACACCAGCAGUUACAAAUUCUACGUCUCAGCCCGUACAAGGUUCAAAUUCUACGUCUCAGCCCGUACAAGGUUCAAAUUCUACGUCUCAGCCCGUACAAGGUUCAAAUUCUACGUCUCAGCCCGGAUCAAGUUCGUCCACAGGGUCCUCGACUGUAUCAAGCUCGACCGUAACGACUAUGACUACAUGAAGCAGUCAGCCUUGAUCAAAUUCCAUCACAAAAUCCUCGACCAUGCCAAGCACAAACACAACGCCUCGAUAUAUGUAUAAGAUUAUGAACCCAUACAAAUGAAAAGUAAAUGAUCUAUCAGAAUAGAAAAAAGUUAACAAUAUGAACGUAAUACAAAAUUUUAUAACAAUAAAUACUAACAACAAAUUCUAAUACGAGAUUCUUAACAAUAAAUAUGAAAAUAAAUGAAA
Messenger RNA from Cyphomyrmex costatus, 726 nucleotides. RefSeq lists its product as uncharacterized. The transcript is spliced from 3 exons. The record is from RefSeq and is a predicted model, not a curated record. Lineage: Eukaryota; Metazoa; Arthropoda; Insecta; Hymenoptera; Formicidae. Bases 5 to 496 code for a protein of 163 amino acids.